UAAAGGUUUUGUAGCUUUUAAAGGAAAUAAAAGUCUAGCUAAAACAAUAUUACAAAACUGUUUUCAUUAUAUUGUUUGUUUUAAUAAAGUUAUUCAUUCAAUGCUUCUCGCAUGAGAGAUCCAAACAUUGCUGUUUCCAUCGCUAAGACCGGCGAAUCAGCUGACUUCUUAGGAGAAACUAAUUUUAAUCACACUUUGUUGACAAACUCCACCACUUCAAUGAUUGACUCCGAAGCCUUGGAGAACGAGCGAACCAAGCUGAAACGCGAGAUCGCUGAGCUACGAGCGGCACUGAACAGGAAGGAGCAAUGUCUGCGCGAUUUGGAAACGACAAUUUCAGAAGCUACUGGAGACGAGGACGAUGUUCAUCCGGACACCAAUGGAGGAGUAUGCCACACUCAACUGAGUAACGAUGACAUUGCUCGGUACAGCCGGCAACUGAUUCUCCCAGAUUUCGGUGUCCAAGGCCAGUUGAGGCUAAAGAACAGUUCCGUUCUUAUCGUUGGCAUGGGAGGAUUGGGUUGUCCGGCAGCGCAGUACCUUGCUGCAGCUGGCUGCGGAAAGCUGGGUCUAAUCGACUACGACGAGGUGGAGCGGAGCAAUUUCCACAGACAAAUUCUACACUCGGAGGCACGUUGCGGCAUGUCUAAGGCCGAAUCCGCAAGGAUAGCACUUUUGGAACUGAAUCAGCACUGUGAGAUUCGUUGCCACACGAGGCUACUGAACAGCCGGAAUGCCAUGCACAUCAUUCGCACCUACGAUGUUGUUUUGGAUUGCAGCGACAACGUGGCCACGCGGUAUCUGCUGAACGACGCCUGUGUGAUGCUGAGGAAGCCUCUGGUGUCCGGAAGUGCCUUGAAGACAGAUGGACAGUUGACCGUGUAUUGUUAUGGAAAUGGACCCUGUUACAGAUGCAUCUACCCAGUGCCACCUCCUCCAGAGGCAGUGACCAACUGCGGUGACGGGGGAGUCCUGGGUGCUGUCACUGGAACCAUCGGAGCCAUGCAAGCCUUGGAGGCCAUUAAAGUGAUUGUCGGUCUGGGCGACGUACUGGCUGGUCGGCUCCUCAUCUUCGAUGGCAGCAGUUGUCUAUUCCGUAACAUCCGGAUUCGGUCGAAGCGGCCCAACUGUCACGUCUGUUCUGCCCAACCACUAAUCACGGAACUCAUCGACUAUGAACUGUUCUGCGGGAUGCACGCCACCGACAAGGAUAAUCCACUGCAAUUGCUAGCGUCGGAAGAGCGCCUGGAUGUGGAGGAGUAUCGGAACAAAGUACAGCAGCAGCCUCAUUUGUUGAUCGAUGUGCGGCAGCCGGCAGAGUUUGAGAUCUGCCAGUUGCCGGAUGCUGUGAAUGUGCCACUAGCCGAAGUCCUCGAUGACAGCUAUCUGAAACGCUUCUCCAAGCAACUGGAGGACACACAGUUGCCCAUAAUAUUGCUCUGCCGGCGAGGCAAUGACUCCCAGAUUGCCGUUCAGCAUGUUCGCAAUCGAUUCCCAAAGCAUUCCAUUCGAGAUAUAAUUGGUGGAUUGCACGCUUGGACGCACAAGGUGGAUCCCAGUUUUCCCAUAUACUAGCCCAAGGAAUAAUAUACAGUCGAAUAUGCAUCCUUGUAGAUAUAUUCCUUGAUCCUGACUCAAUUGUACAACGUUCCCCCAUGAUUUGUCUAUUCUUUUCGUUUUUUUUUCGUACAUUGUUAUACUUGUAUCGUAAAUAAUAAAGGAAA
Messenger RNA from Drosophila ananassae, 1724 nucleotides. RefSeq names its product adenylyltransferase and sulfurtransferase MOCS3 (gene Uba4). Gene Ontology annotation, cellular component: cytoplasm; cytosol. Bases 112 to 1575 code for a protein of 487 amino acids. Gene Ontology annotation, molecular function: adenylyltransferase activity; URM1 activating enzyme activity; thiosulfate-cyanide sulfurtransferase activity. The transcript has a single exon. The record is from RefSeq and is a predicted model, not a curated record. NCBI's taxonomy places the organism in Eukaryota, Metazoa, Arthropoda, Insecta, Diptera, Drosophilidae. Gene Ontology annotation, biological process: protein urmylation; tRNA wobble position uridine thiolation.